AUGGACCCUACCGACAAAGGCCAGCCGUACGCCAGAGGCUACGAGCUGCGAGACGUCUCCAGAGCAUCGACUGACCGUCUCACUCUCACAAGUCGUCACUCGUACGAUGAGCACGAUGCGUCGCAACCGCCCUACGAUCACGACGGGGCCGCCAUUCGUUCAAAUCUUACUUCCCCGUCUGACUACAGCUUGAAUGCCCCAACUCACGCGGCCUAUGGCCUGCCCACUGAUGAGUCUGUGACUGAGGGCCAUGACGAGUUUGACCACCCUAGCUAUUCGUCAGGUAGCUACAACGACAACUUCCGCUUCAGCAGACCCCCGAGUGGCUUUUUCGAUUCAAACGCAAACGAGACUUGGGAACAGAGACAGCAGCCUCAAGUGAACGAUCUCAGCGGUGGAGGCCUCAAGCGCCGCCCUACCCGCAAGAUCAAGCUCGCCCAGGGUCCCCAAGGCUCAGUUCUCAGCGUCGACUACCCGGUUCCCUCGGCCGUUCGCAAUGCCACGCAGCCCCAGUACCGCGGCCUGGAGGAAUUCUCACAGAUGCGGUACACGACGGCCACUUGCGACCCCAACGACUUCACCCUACUCAACGGAUAUGACUUGCGCCCGCGCAUGUACAACCGUCAUACUGAGCUUCUGAUCGCCAUCACGUACUACAACGAGGAUAAGGUCCUAUUUGCUCGGACGAUGCACGGAGUGAUGCAAAAUAUUCGUGAUAUCGUCAACCUGCGAAAGUCGACCUUCUGGAACAAAAACGGUUUACCUUGGGAGAAGAUCGUCGUGUGUAUGAUCUUUGACGGCGUGGAGAAGGCCGACAAGAAUGUCCUGGAUGUUCUUGGAACACUCGGCGUGUACCAGGACGGUGUUCUCAAGAAGGAUGUAGACGGCAAAGACGCAACAGCCCACGUCUUCGAAUUUACGACCCAACUCUCAAUCACGCCCGAACAGCAGCUUGUACAGCCCACCGCGAAGGCUGACGACCCGAAGUGCCUGCCACCCGCACAGAUGAUAUUCUGCCUGAAGCAAAAGAACAGCAAGAAAAUCAACUCUCACCGUUGGCUGUUCAACGCGUUUGGUCGCAUCCUGAAUCCUGAGGUCGUGAUCCUAAUCGAUGCUGGCACAAAACCUGGUCCUCGCGCGUUGCUCUCACUCUGGGAAGGCUUCUACAAUGACAAGCACCUCGGCGGCGCGUGUGGCGAGAUCCAUGCUAUGCUCGGCAAACGAGGGAAGAAGUUGCUGAACCCUAUCGUGGCUGUUCAAAACUUCGAAUACAAAAUAUCGAAUGUCUUGGACAAACCCCUGGAGAGCGCCUUUGGUUAUGUCACCGUUCUUCCUGGAGCCUUUUCGGCAUAUCGCUUUCGAGCUAUUAUGGGUCGACCCUUGGAGCAGUAUUUCCACGGCGAUCACACGUUAUCGAAGAUCCUGGGCAAGAAAGGCAUUGACAACAUGAACAUCUUCAAGAAGAACAUGUUUCUUGCUGAAGAUCGGAUUCUCUGCUUCGAAGUAGUAGCAAAAGCAGGCCAGAAGUGGCACUUGUCCUAUAUCAAGGCUGCUAAGGGCGAGACGGACGUUCCUGAGGGACCUGCCGAAUUCCUAGGCCAACGGCGUCGUUGGCUGAACGGUUCCUUUGCGGCUGGCUUGUAUUCCUUGAUGCAUUUCUCUCGAAUCUAUAGGUCAAGCCACAGCAUAGUGCGGAUGUUUUGGCUUCAUGUGCAGCUUCUGUACACCUUUGCCAACAUGUUCUUCAGCUGGUUUUCCCUGGCAUCCUAUUGGCUCACCACCAAGAUUAUCAUGGACCUCGUCGGUACACCUGUUCCCGAAAGUGGCUACCGUGGCUGGCCUUUCGGUAAUACGGCCACCCCUAUCAUCAAUCAAAUCCUCCAGUAUGUCUAUGAGAUCACACUGCUAUCACAGUUCGUUCUCGCUCUCGGCAAUCGACCCAAGGGCUCCAAGAAGAGCUACAUCGCCUCUUUCGCAGUGUUCGGUGUCAUUCAGGCAUAUGUCAUCGUGCUGUCGUUUUACCUGGUAUACCGUGCACUUCAGAAGCCCUUAGGCGAAGAGAUCGACACCAGUUCAGCCGAAGCGUUCUUCCAGAGCAUGUUCGGCGAUGACAGUGUUGCUGGUGUUAUUCUGCUUGCCAUCAUCACGAUCUACGGCCUCAACUACGUGGCCUCGUUCCUCUACCUGGACCCAUGGCAUAUGUUCCACUCAUUCCCGCAGUAUAUGGUCCUGGCUUCCUCCUACAUUAACAUCCUCAUGGUGUAUGCCUUCAACAACUGGCAUGACGUCUCCUGGGGCACCAAGGGCUCGAGUGACACGACUGUCUUGCCAUCUGUCCACGUCAUGAAGGACAAGGAGACCAACGCCAAGGUCAUCGAGGAGGUCGAGAGGGAGCAGGAAGACAUCGAUACCGAGUUCAAGAAGACCGUGUACAGGGCGCUGGCCCCCUUCGAGGAACCGGUGGAAGACGAGAAGCCUGACACAGAGGAUUCGUACAAAUCCUUCAGAACCCGUCUGGUCAUCACCUGGAUCGUAUCCAAUCUGGUAUUGAUCGAGGGCAUUACUACCAACAACUUCUCCUUCUUGGGCGUCAAGCAAGCAUCCGUGGAUCGGACUCCCGAAUACUUCCGAUGGCUUCUCUAUUCGACGGCGUUACUCUCCACCAUCCGCUUCGUCGGCUUUCUCUACUACAUCAGCAAGACGAGUAUCAUGGCCAUUAUCGCGAGAAGAUGA
Molecule: messenger RNA, 2733 nt
Organism: Anthostomella pinea
Lineage: Eukaryota; Fungi; Ascomycota; Sordariomycetes; Xylariales; Xylariaceae
Source: the annotation of a GenBank genome assembly